This is a messenger RNA of Cricetulus griseus (Chinese hamster), 1013 nucleotides long. Lineage: Eukaryota; Metazoa; Chordata; Mammalia; Rodentia; Cricetidae. The record is from RefSeq and is a predicted model, not a curated record.
AUGGCACAGUGGUGGCAGAUACUCUUGGGAUUGUGGACAGUCAUGUCCACUGUGACAGGAGACAAGCCAGUCAACAUCUGCAUGAAUGCCAAGCACCACAAGCGAGAGCCUGGCCCAGAAGACAAGCUCUUCUUGGAGUGCGUCCCCUGGAAGGACAAUGCCUGCUGCACAUUCACCACGAGCUGGGAAGCCCACCUGGAUGAGCUCCUGUUCUUUAACUUCAGCAUGUUGCACUGUGGACUGCUGACCCCGGUCUGUCAUAAGCACUUCAUCCAGGCCGUCUGCCUUCACGAGUGUUCCCCUAACCUGGGGCCUUGGAUCCAGCUGGUGAGGAGACAGGAGGCAAAUCCCUGCAACAGCCUUCCAUUAAUCAAAGGCUGGCAUCUCCAGGAGGUGGUCCCAAACAGGCAGGAAGAGCAGGUUCAGGGCGUGCCCCUGUGCCUGGAGGAUUGUGAGGAAUGGUGGGAAGAUUGCCGCUCAUCCUACACUUGCAAAUCCAACUGGCAUAGCAGCUUCCACUCCAGUCAAGAGAAGAACCACUGCCCAGCACAGGCGCCCUGCCGCCCUUUCCCAGAUUACUUCCCCACCCCCAGUGAUCUGUGUGAGAAGAUUUGGAGCAACACAUUCAAGGCCAGCCCUGAACACAGGAAUAGUGGACGGUGUCUACAGAAGUGGUUUGAGCCCACUCAGGGCAACCCCAAUGUGGAAGUGGCCCUCCACUUUGCCAACUCUGCCUCAGCCUGGAAGCUUUCUUACACCCUUACAUCCUUCUCUCUGUAUCUGCUGCUCCAUUCCUGAGGGUCCCUCUCCCACCCACAUUCCCUGAUUCUUCUGAGCCAUGGCCAUUUCCAUCCUCAGGCUAUUCAGGGUGGGAGCAGGCUGGUGCCAGAACUUCCCAUGCCACCCAGGGUCCCCUCUACUGCUUGACCCUGCCUCCACUAGCCUGGUACCCAACUGGUACCUAGCAGUCUAAGGUGACUUGUUAUUCCUGCCAUUAGGAAUGGGCAUUACUA